Puccinia graminis f. sp. tritici CRL 75-36-700-3 is the source of this 1236-nucleotide messenger RNA. RefSeq lists its product as uncharacterized. The record is from RefSeq and is a predicted model, not a curated record. The coding region runs from base 1 to 1236 and encodes 411 amino acids. The transcript has 4 exons. Lineage: Eukaryota; Fungi; Basidiomycota; Pucciniomycetes; Pucciniales; Pucciniaceae.
AUGCAACAACACAACCCACAAGACACCCUUGUAGAUAGUCUUCAACCGGCCAAUCCCAGUUCUCUCGCGAUUGCUCCGCCUGCUUACUUUUCAAUGCCAAAUUUGACUGGGUUGCCUGCUCCGAUUGAUAAUGCCGAACCUCCUCAAGAUACCACCUCCAGCCCCACCCGAGUACUUGGCCUUGGUCCUCCGGUCAUCUUUGAAUGUGGGAUCAAGUUCACCCUGUAUUGUCGUGAGCGAACAAGACGCAACUCUACCAAGUGGGUUGCGGUCCGAUCAUCCCCAAACUUGUCGGUUACGUUCAACACCCGCGACAAUGUCAACUGGGUUGGUUUCCAACAUCUAGUUGCUGACGAAUCCAACCGACAGUACAACAACAUCGCUCGGAUGAUUCUUGAUGGAACCAACAGCUCGCCUCCGACCAUCACCUGGCGUGCCUAUGUCAUCAAGAAUCGCGAAUGGACUAAAUCUAAUCCCCAGCCACUCACCGAUCAGGCCUCGUUCUUGAGGUGGAUCUUCGCGAUCAAUGAGAGCAAGCAAGCAAAAGGAGGUGUCAUCUUGGAGAUGUCAAACCCUCGUAAUCAACAAACCCGGGCCCGCGCUGAGGACCUCUUGGCGAUGACGGUGAGAAGGAUGGAUGCACGACAGCGGGGCCCUUCCGCAGGUAACGUUGUAAAUGCAGGAUCGGAAUCGGAACAUGAUGUCGAUGGCCCUGAGUUCAGUGCAUUGGACCUGCUUUUCUUGGACCCAGCAAACCAUGACAGAUACAUCCUUUUGACCUCCGGCAAUGUCCAAUUGUGGGCUCGUGCUCUGUGUCAACGAGUCCCUGGGGUCAGCCUUGUGUCCCCCCCAAGCUCCCUCAAGUACCUCACGCGCAGGCGAUCUCAAGGCGUUCGACCAGGAGGAUCAGCUCUGGAUAACACACUGGCCGGGUUAGCCAGGUUCUUUGCUGCUUAUCAAAAUCCAGACAGACUUCCCGAGGUCACUCCUCCCCCUUCGGUUGCUGGUGAGGAAGCUGAAACUACCCUUGGUCAAUACUUAGAAUUCAUUGGUAUCGCCUCCCAUAAGCGAGAAGAAGUCUUGAACGUGCUCCUGGACAACGACAUCGAUAGCUACCACAUGUUUGUUCUGCUCAAUUCCAAUCAACUCCAACAGCUUGGAUUCAAUAUCGGAAUCAUUACCAAGCUCAGAAGUAAUGUUGCACGGUACAGUGCUCAUCUUGGUAGCCAAAAUUGA